GGCGCUAUAGUUCUGCCACCGUAAAAGCCUGAGGACGAGGAGUGUAGCCUACCGCAGAACAUAGGAGACGUUUUACUUUACCACAUCUCGACUCGUGAGCUGACCGUUUUAAAGAUAUCAUGUUCGUUUGAGGGAGAAAGCGGAUUCCAUACUGAUGUUACGGCCCUACAGUACCUGAGGCAGUGGACAUCUGGGGAGACGAGCAUCCACAGGAUUCAGUGAGAGGGAAGAGGUGACAUUCUAAACGUUAAGAGAAAGGAAUAGAACCGGACUUGGCACUGAGCCUUGGGGGACACCCAUCAUUUUUCGGGGACUGGACUGGUUGCAACGCCCUCACCAUUCCACCCUAAGCAGCGUUCUUGUUCUCCAACACGUCCUCCUCUGCCUGCAGGGCGUCCAGAGAACCAGGGCCUCCGGACCCACUCAGAGAAAAGCAGCAGCACAGUAGGGAUGAGCGAGUUCUGGCACAAGAUUGGCUGCUGCGUGGUGGCCAAACCUCCACCGAGGAAGAAGCGCAGGAAAAUCGACCGCAGCAUGAUCGGCGAGCCCACAAACUUUGUCCACUUGACACACAUUGGCUCUGGGGAGAUGGCAGAGGGCCGGGCCCCGUCAGGGCCAGUCCAGGAUAAGAUGAGGUCAAAAGGACCCAGUACCAACGGCCGCAAGAGCAUGUUAUAACUGCUGCCUACCAAGCAUGGAGAACCAUUUCCAUCCUCCUCUAUGCGCCCCUCUCAUCCCAAAUCAAAAGCAGCCACUGCAGCGUAACCUGUUUCCAUUGGAGCACUUGGCAAACCUGAGAGCGGACCCUAAUAGAGAGCAGAGAGGCUCUUCCUGGCGUCUGCAGGAUCUAUUUAGCCAAACAGGACGAUGGCCUUUCUGUGGUCACCACAAGAAUCGCCCUGCUCAGAGGAGGAUAGACUGACAUGUUUUUUAUGCUUUUUAAAGAAAAGUAUUUGUCUUUCUGAUGGACUCUGGACUUCCACUGUAUUUCAGCCAACAACGUUACUGUGUCUGUGCCAGCAAGCGUAUGGGAUAGAGCCGGGGAGAGUGUUUAGCUACAUUUGUUGACUAACAUGGCUGAUUCCAUUUCAGGAGGUGAAGAUUAUGUUCUCAAGGAUCACCUGAAUGUUGCAAACCAUUGACCUACUGCCAAACAAACUAUUUUGUGUAUCUGUCUAAUGAAUGAGGAUGCACCUUGUUAUUUUCCUACAGUGCAUAGUUAAAGGUGUCUUCGUGUGUGUUUAAGUGCAAAAUGCUAUGUGAUUUUGUUGCUGUUUAGAUACCAGUACUGAGUAGUGUUAUUUUGAUUGUACCAGUUGCUAUAGAGCCCCAUUUGGACUGCUACCCAGUUGCCAUAGAGACCCAUUUGGACUGCUACCCAGUUGCCAUAGAGACCCAUUUGGACUGCUACCCAGUUGCCAUAGAGACCCAUUUGGACUGCUACCCAGUUGCCAUAGAGACCCAUUUGGACUGCUACCCAGUUGCCAUAGAGACCCAUUUGGACUGCUACCCAGUUGCCAUAGAGACCCAUUUGGACUGCUACCCAGUUGCCAUAGAGACCCAUUUGGACUGCUACCCAGUUGCCAUAGAGACCCAUUUGGACUGCUACCCAGUUGCAAGCAUACAGGUAACUGCCAAACUAAGCAGCAAGAGCUGCCAACAAGAGCUGCCUUAUUGGCAGCAUAAGAGCUGCCAAUAAGUACCGUCAUUUACUGGUGUUUCCUUUUAUUUGAGCAGUUACCUGUAGCUGAUCACUGUGAUACACUGUUUACUAGCACCUACUCUGAAAACCCCUAACUAUUAGUCAGCAGGAAGAGUCUGUUAGUAACAGGGGUUGUUGAAAUUCGAAACACCCUGACCGUUACGGGGCUUUCCAGUGAUCUCUCCUGGAAUUACUCGGGAAUGCCACUCAUUAAAUCAACUGCAUCGAAGGAACAUUCCAUAAGGUAGUUUGUUCUCUUGUC
Molecule: messenger RNA, 1964 nt
Organism: Oncorhynchus masou masou (cherry salmon)
Lineage: Eukaryota; Metazoa; Chordata; Actinopteri; Salmoniformes; Salmonidae
Gene: cdc42se1
Product: CDC42 small effector 1
Exons: 5
Coding region: 451-678 (75 amino acids)
Biological process (GO): regulation of Rho protein signal transduction
Cellular component (GO): plasma membrane
Molecular function (GO): small GTPase binding
Source: RefSeq, a predicted model, not a curated record